Brassica oleracea var. oleracea is the source of this 1006-nucleotide messenger RNA. RefSeq lists its product as uncharacterized. Bases 11 to 898 code for a protein of 295 amino acids. Lineage: Eukaryota; Viridiplantae; Streptophyta; Magnoliopsida; Brassicales; Brassicaceae. Gene Ontology annotation, molecular function: DNA binding. The record is from RefSeq and is a predicted model, not a curated record. Gene Ontology annotation, cellular component: nucleus. Gene Ontology annotation, biological process: DNA replication; DNA recombination; DNA repair. The transcript has 7 exons.
GACCGUGUUCAUGUCUUUAUGGGAUGAGGCUGCAUCAGCUUUUAGGGGUCUCUUGAAAGCUGGGGAUAAAUCACAGUCCGUGAUGCUGGUGACCACAGUUAAUCCUAAACUCUUUGGAGGGAAUCUGUAUCUCAAUUCCACACAAGGGACUAGGUUCUUCUUUGACACCAGUAUCUCUGAAAUAGCAGAGUUUGUUAGCAUCAUUGGAUCUACACCACCUGAAGAUUAUACAUGUGUCGACACGCUUGAAGGAGUCAAGAAGAAGGAGCUUGUGUCAAUAGGGGAUCUCAACACAUUCAUCUCGAACUCUAACGAACAGAUCCAAGAAGCUGAUUUCCUCUGCAAAGCCCAGAUUGUUGGUGUCAUUCAGGAAAAUGGGUGGUUCUUUGUGUCUUGCACUGGUUGCCACAAAAAAUUGGAAAAACGUGGGACGUCAUUGGACUGCAGCAGAUGUGCAACUUCUGACGUGACUGGUGUUGUUAGGUUCCGCGUUGAGAUUGCUGUUGAUGAUGGCAAAGAUAGCGCAACGUUUGUUGUCUUCGAUAAGGAGAUGAACAAGCUCACCAAACAGGAAGCUGCUGUGCUUGCCCUGGAUGAGGUUUCAAACGGUGGAGAGGAGUAUCUCCCAAGUUGUCUUGAAGAGCUAGCCGGGAAGGAGUUUGUGUUUCAGAUCCGUGUAACACCUUUCAACUUCACUCCCAAUCACCGUACCUUCACCUUUGCCACCAUCUCUGAAGAUAUCGAGGCACACUCUGAGAACAGUGGAGUUGACACAGGAUUUGAAGUUUCGUCUUCGGGCCCGUCUGUUUUGGGAGUCAAGAUGAGUGAAGAACGUGCAUCAGGCAAUCAUCCAGGGAAUGCAGACGCUCAGCAGAAACGCAAGCGUGGCCGUGAGUAAUUGGGAAAACAUAUUCCUACAAACCCGUCAUCAGUCUUAUUUGUCUUUUUUUAAAAAUACUUCUACUAGCUAUGCUUCUCAUUAUGAGCUUUGAUCUCUGUCGUUAUC